AUGCCUAUCAAGAAUGAAGGCCAGGAGUACUCCGAACUCCCUUACUUCAUCGCCUACCGUCGGCAGCAGGCGGAGAAAUUGUUCUUCCACGCUCGCAGCAAAGAACAUGGUCUAAAGCAUGUCGACAUUCGAACGGGGAUUUUGGCAAUAUUCUGGUUGAUCGUGGUGGCGCUGGUGUUCAUGCUGCUCAUCAAGCUGCUUUCGAAUGUAAUAAUAGGCUACGUCUCCUCCCCAGUGGCAACUCAAAUCAAAGCUGAGCACACCUCCAUCAUAUUUCCCGACGUCACAAUAUGUGCCAAGUCGCCUUUUAACAUUCAAAGAAAAGAAGCCGCGGAUUCUGCCGAUGCAGGAGAGACAUUCGAUGCGGAUUAUUUCACGGACUUGCAUUCAAAUGUAAAACGAAGUCUGGUAGAUGCAUCUUUGAAGCUGACCAAUGGCAGUAUCCAGGCGGCGAUGUUAAUCCAGAUGGCAACUAGGGAGGGUGAGCUCAGUAAAACAAUUAUCUGUUUGAUAUGUACUUUCAACGCUAGCCUCUUUCUAGAGCUACUUUGGCUCACAUGA
Molecule: messenger RNA, 561 nt
Organism: Protopolystoma xenopodis
Lineage: Eukaryota; Metazoa; Platyhelminthes; Monogenea; Polystomatidea; Polystomatidae
Source: the annotation of a GenBank genome assembly